Molecule: messenger RNA, 601 nt
Organism: Cyanistes caeruleus (blue tit)
Lineage: Eukaryota; Metazoa; Chordata; Aves; Passeriformes; Paridae
Source: RefSeq, a predicted model, not a curated record
UCCUACUGAGAUGGGAAAAAUCAUCAUUUAUGAGCAUGUCAACUUCCAGGGAUUGUCCAGAGAAUUCUCCACUGACACUCCCAACCUGUCAGCCGUGGGUUGGAAUGAUAUUGUCUCCUCAGUGAAAGUAAUUGGCCAGCCUUGGGUGGCUUAUGAGCAUGUCCAGUAUAAGGGUCAGUUUCUGGUGUUUGAGGAGGGAGAAUAUGAGUAUGUUGGUAAAGAGAUGAAUGACAAGAUCAGCUCUCUGCAGCUGAUCACAGAAGACCUGCACAACCCCCAGAUCACUCUCUAUGAACACGUUAAUUAUCAAGGGAGAAGCAGAAUAGUAAGAGAAGCGACUGAUCUGGCUGGGGGAGAAGAUAACGACAUCGUGUCUUCUCACAAAGUGCAGAGAGGUGUCUGGCUGCUGUGUGAAAACAGCAAUGGAAGUGGGAUUCAAUACCUGGCCCGAGAACAUGUAGAUGUCCCCAAUUACAAGGAAAUUGGCUUCAAUGACAUGCUUUCCUUCCUGCGUCCUCUUCGCCCUGGCCGUGGCUCUUAGACUGCAGAUCCUGUGACCCUGAGGGAAGAUGCAGAACCUGCAAGGAAUCUGAGAGCUUGA